Molecule: messenger RNA, 995 nt
Organism: Loxodonta africana (African savanna elephant)
Lineage: Eukaryota; Metazoa; Chordata; Mammalia; Proboscidea; Elephantidae
Product: interferon-induced transmembrane protein 3-like
Exons: 2
Coding region: 396-815 (139 amino acids)
Biological process (GO): defense response to virus; response to interferon-alpha; type I interferon-mediated signaling pathway
Cellular component (GO): plasma membrane
Source: RefSeq, a predicted model, not a curated record
UCUCCUGGGCCAUGGAGUGUGUGUGGGGUGGGGGUCCUGGCAGGGAUUUUGUAAGUGGACAGUCAGGUCCUGGAGCAAGACAGGUCAGCUGGAGCCACCUCUAGUCCCGUAAAAUGUUCCCAGGGCACACCCACGACUUAAAUGGGGGUGUGGGUUCAUCUGAACUACUUCCUGACCUAAUCGGACCCCAUCUUACUCUCGGCCCUCCCCCCCCCCCCAACCCCUCAGUAACUUGAGCCUCAGGAAUGCAUCCCGCCUCCUUAGUCUGUGGCCAAUCUCAGUUAUCCAAAGCCAGGAAAUAGAAACUUCUGAGAAUCGAAACUACUGGGGAAAGGAGAGUCUGAAACAGCCACCCCACACCAAACCGUGUCGGCUGCCGGUCAUCUUUGGGCACCAUGAACCAUACUUCCCAACACUUCUUCCCGCACGCCGUCACCGGCUCGCUCUCAACCUCUGAGACGCUCAAGGAGGAGCACGAGGGGGCCGCGCUGGGGGUGCCCCUCGGCCUGGUACCCCACAACUCGGUGCCCAUGACGUCCACCGUGAUCAACAUCCGCAGCGACACCUCCGUGCCGGACCAUGUCGUCUGGUCCCUCUUCAACACGCUCUUCAUGAACUUCUGCUGCCUGGGCUUCGUGGCCUUCGCCUACUCCGUGAAGUCUAGGGACCGGAAGAUGGUGGGUGACUUGACGGGGGCCCAGAGCUACGCUUCCACCGCCAAAUGCCUGAAUAUCACCGCCCUGGUCUUCAGCCUCCUGUUGGUCAUCACUUUAAUCAUUGGUCUUAUUACUCUCUUAAUGAGGAGAGCAGCUUAACAGAUGAUAAAGAACCGUCAACACUAUUAGUCGCUGCCCACUGCUGCAGCCCGAGCCCUCCCACUGCUGGCCCUGCAUCCUGCCUGUUGACCCCCACCCCCUUUUACAGCAGUUUUCACAUUUGUCUCUGUCUAUGAAUGAAUUCAAUAAAGUGCCUGUGUGUGUAACAGUGCUGUGACA